Molecule: messenger RNA, 5011 nt
Organism: Apis laboriosa (Himalayan honeybee)
Lineage: Eukaryota; Metazoa; Arthropoda; Insecta; Hymenoptera; Apidae
Product: cell wall protein DAN4-like
Exons: 2
Coding region: 690-2648 (652 amino acids)
Source: RefSeq, a predicted model, not a curated record
CUUUUUUAACGAGCACGAGGCAAGCUCCGCGGCGUAUCGAGACGAACGGGCUUCGCGCGUCGACUAGUCUUCGCCUGGGAACCGCUCGUGUCCCACUCGAACGAAUUGGCCGAACGAGAAGACCGUGGUCGCCGACCGAUUCGCCGAUCCCGCAGUCCAAUUGUCGAAAUCCUCGUGGGACGAGUGGAUUUGGUUCAGCGAUCGUCGACGAAAACGUCGAGGACAAUUCGAUAUAUCGAAGCCGAUCCGCUCUCGAGAACAAGAAACCGUUCGCGAUCUGCGCGAUCGUGAUCGUGAUCCACGAAGGUUGGAUCCGUUCGAAUUGAUUUCGAAACAUCGUCGGACGAGAGAAUAAUAUAUCGAAGUCGCGAGUUAUUCGAAAUUGCUUCUCGAUCGUUGGAUCCUUGCGUUUCGAUCAUCGUGUCUAGACGAUAGAAGAGGGGGGGAGGAGGGAGGAGAGAGGCCGAGUUCGAAUAUCGUGGUGGUUUUUGUGGUGGAUUAAAGUGGUUAAUUCGAGGUUAAUUCAGAGAGAAGAAGAAGAAGAAGAAGAAGAAGAAGAAGAAGAAGAAGAAGAAGAAGCCGCAUGCCUCGCUGACAAGUUCUCAGGAUGGUCUGGUAGAGGAGAAGGAGACGGAGGAGAAGAGAGAGGAAGAGAGAAAGAGAGAGAGAGAGAGAGAGAGAGAGGUCUGAUGGUUCGAUCGCGAGAAAUGGCGUGCGGAAUAUCGUUCGAAGCGACUGCCACGAGCACGGUACUUUUCCUGCUGGUACUGCUGAAGGCGGCACUGGUAUGGGACGAAGUACACGGCGCUCCAGCGAAGAGGAACGACAUACUCGCGGGCACGGAAUUCCUGUCCGUUUUCAUAAACGGCGCCAUGGCGACACCACCGCAGCGGCGCAGAGGUUUCAGACGCGGAGGACAGCCGGCCUCGUCAGGAGACAGCGCGACAGCGGAAUCUCAUCAGCACGAGGCGUCGAUUUACCGAAUAUCGCGCAAUCCCGGGAACAGACAGGUGGUCCCAAGAGCGAGGAACACAAGCGGCCGUGAGGAGGUGGUUCGAUUCUAUCCCAUAAGUCACAAAACGUUGGAGAACAGGCAGCAGAAUCUGGCGUCGUUGAUCGACGAGUUGACCACCACCGGCGACAUAUCCUCGACGAGGCUUGCUCCCCAGAGUUCGAUCAGCGCGACGACGACAGCCACGUCGACAGCCGCUAUGCGAGAGAAAUCGAGGACGAACGCGACGACGGCGAGCGUCAACUCGACCAACAAAGGGGUCGUAGGUCGGCAAAAGGUUAUAGGCGUCAGCGUGACGUCCACCGUCGAGGCCACGCCGUACAAGGUCAGGGUGGAACAUUACGACAAUACGGACGCGACGGUCGUCUCGAGGCCUCCGAGCUCCAUCUCAAUCUCGUCCAAAGACGUUACGAAGGAGACGAGGAAUGGCACGACGAGGGCUUCCACGACCACGAGGACCACGACCGCGAGAACAACGUCGACUACGAUCAGCGCGACAACCACGACCACCGUCCUUUCCACGAGGACGACCACGACUACCACGACCACGACCACACCGUCGUCCUCCAGCUUCGUCACGGAGGAUCUUAGCAACAUCGUGUCCGAGUCGAAUAGGAGCGAGUUUUCCGUGGACGAGGGAUCGCCGAGCACCAGUUGGCGAUCAGCCAAUCAUCAGAGCUCGAUCACGCCUGGCCCGCUCGCCAAACACACCCCGUCGUUCGGCCAACAUCGAAAGACGAACGGCACCACUGGAAGAAGCGCUUCCUCCACGAUCAUCCUGCCAACCGAGGACAACUACGAAUUGCCCGAGGAGAGCGAGGAGCCUAAAGAGCCGAGCGAGGAGCCCGUAGAGGUGCAAUCGGAACGGUACCAGGCGGUGCAAGGGCGGAAGGCAGGCAGACACUUCGACGCUUCCCACUACAAUCGACCGAGCAACAAGAUGUACGGCCAAUCGUCGAAGGGCUACAACAAAUCACCACGACCGUACAGCGAGCCGGCCAAGUCCUACAGCGAGCCGGCCAAAGUGUACAGCGAGCCUGAGAAAGUGUACGGGGAGCCGGCCAAGGUGUACAGCGAGCCGGCCAAGGUUUACAGCGAGCCGGCCAAAGUGUACGGUGAACCUGCCAAGGUGUACAGCGAGCCUGCCAAGGUCUACAGCGAGCCUGAAAAGGUGUACUCCGAACCGUCGAAAGUCUACUCGGAGCCUGCCAAGGUAUACUCUGAACCCGCCAAAGUGUACUCUCAACCGGCCAAGGUGUACAGCGAGCCUAGCAAGCUCUACGAUUCCGAGGGUCACCCGUUGAAUCGGCAGGGGGAACCUGACGAGCAGAAUUACGAGGUGGACGAGUCGGUGAGCGUGAGCAGCAAUGGAAACGUGCACGGGCCCCAGAUGAUGCUCACCGAGCCCUCGAACGCCUCCGAGGUGGAGGAUGGCCACAAAGUGGGCUACGUGGUCGAGGGUAGGAAUUACAGGAAGUACAGAGUCGAGGAGAGGACUCCGGAUGGCUUCAUCGUUGGGGAAUACGGGGUCGUGAGCCACGACGAUGGCUCCUUGAGGGGUGUCAGGUACACUGCGGACGGUACCAUCAACCCUCGGUUAAUUUACGACGCGCUGAUGAAAUUUCUGGCCCUGUGAAAGGUGAAGAGGUGUGGAAACAGAUGUGGACACGGAAGUGUAGGACGAGGGAGGUACGGAGUCGACGACGUGUCGCGUGGCUUUUGUCGAAAUCGACGACGAGACAGAGCGAUGGCCACUUUUUAAUCGUGAUUUUAAUCGAAUCGGGAGGUAAUCUAGCGAUUGUUCAAAUUCUAAGGUGAAAUUGAAUAUUUCAUGAAUAUGAAAUGUGUCUAUGUGUUUCUAUUUGUGUAUUCAUCGUAUCGCCAUUGUCGAAGACGAUAUUGCGUAAGACCGAGAAAUUCAAUGUCAUAGCAAGGAUAAAACGAACGAUUAAACGAGCUUCACGAACAAGCGAACGAAAACUUGGAUUCGUUAGGCGCGGAUGGUUAUCUUUGGUCGGUCGUCACAGGCUCCGUCGUUUCUGAGGUCUAAGGAAAAGGUCACAGCGAUUCUCCGCUGACUUGGCUGAUCGAGUCUUUCGUCAGAGAGUUGAAAUUAUAAAGAAUACCAAUUUAAACAUUAUUAUUCGUCGCUCGUUAAAGUUAAAAUGUACAACGCGAUAAUGGACACUGAUUAUUUUCCUUUCGAUAUGUAUAAAUCGGUAUAUUUAUUUUUAUUUCAAUUUCCCAACCUGUAAUAGUAUCAAAAAUUUAAGAAAAGAACAUAAAUACUCUAUAAGAAUCUCAAUUUCGAUUGCAUAAAGCAAUGUGCAUAUCAUCUUUUCUUAUAGAAUUAAAUUAAAAAUUUGAUUUCACAUAAAUAUCGAUAUAUUUGUAUAUUGAAGAUUGGUAUAUCUAUAUUUCACAAAUAUAUUAAUUAAUAUCUUCUCAUGGAAAACAACUGUAUAUUUUAAUUAUUCGUUUAAAAACAUUGAAUCGUGUGAUACUUCGUACAUAUUAUUCUUCGAAAAUCAAUUUUAUCGUCAUUAUCAAUGCCAUUACGUUAUAAAAACAAUAAUUCAAUUCGCUGUCUCGUCCAAAGCGACGCGAUUAAGUCGACGGUAAACGAAAACGACUGAUUCUUUCGCUCUUGCCAACGCAACUGCCUCAACCGAUUAAUAUUUAAGAAUGGCCUUCCACCAGGAAAUCUCGCUGGUGUCUGGCGUCGGUGUCCACUCUUUUAUGACAGGAAGGAAAAGAUAGUCGCUGGACGAUUCGAUCGGGCGAAAUGCGUGAUAUUCGAAGCGAAACAAUUCUCGUUGCGAAACAAAAGUACGCUUCCCUUUCGAUGGCGAAAGCGAUACCUAACCUAACUUUUGUGCGCGCGCUCGCCUCCUCGAUGGCCUUUGAGAAGCCUCUCGAGCGGCAAUUUCUUUUCCCUUCUUUCGUCUAGCGAUUCGAAAACUCCUCGAUCGUGGCGCCACCACGUAGUUGCGUAAAUUUUUGUGAUCGCGUUAAUCGCGCAAGCGUGUUUUCUUUCUCUCGAGAUUUGUUAAAAUUAGGAAGGUGGUGGUAGUGGUGAUGGAGAUACGACGCACGGUGUUUGGUGGUUCAGUCGAUGAUUGUUUAUUGGUAAAGAUAUUUUUCGUACAAUGAUUUUUUUUUCUUUUUUUCAUUUAAUUCCAAAGUAUUAACGCUAGAAUUAUGAAAUUCCGAAUCAAUUCGAGAGCAGCUUCAGAUUCUUUUUAUUUAAUUAUUAGAAACAAGUGCGAGUGCUUCUAAUCGUAAAUCUAAUUGUUUUUAUAUUCGUAUUUUAACUUUAGUGUUUCAACUGUGUAUAAUGUAUAAGUUCAUAGUUGUAGCGUUAAGACGAAAAAAAAAAUGUGGAGAAAAUCUUAAAAAUUGUACAAUUUGUUAAAUAUAAAAUAUGAUCGAUAUAUAGAAGAGAAUCGACUGAACGUAUAUGUCGCGUGCUUUCGUCACUACGACGCUUCUGUGAUGAAAAAGCGGAUCGAGAAGUCGCAGCUGCCCGGGCCUCCAUUUUGGAUUCACUCUUACCAAGUUAAUUUAACACCUUUAUCUCGAUCGCCUGAAACUCGAAGGCUCCGCAGCUGCGGCCAAAUUGCUGACUUGUCACGGCAGCGUCUCUGCGCACUUCUUUAUAGGAUUUAUGUAUCUAUUGUGCUAAGCUCUUUAAAGACGUUCCCGCGUCAUGGAAGUAUCUCACUCGUCGAGAGAGCCGUAUAAACGAUAACGUUAUUUUAUUAUUAGGGUUUUAAAUAGCUCAUUCUUCCUCAUUACCUCAAUCUUUGAGAUAGUUCCUUCUGCCAUUUAAAUAACGUGUAAUUCACUUUAAAUUAUAAAACACGAUCUCGAACAGAAUUGUUACUUCGAACGAUCCGAAUAAGACAAUAUUAUAAAAUAUUUUUCGGACAAAAAUUGUAUUAUAUUAUCUUGUAUUAUUUAGCGAUAGAUUUAUAUAGAUUUUUAAAUUUUAUAUGA